Pieris brassicae (large cabbage white) is the source of this 2087-nucleotide messenger RNA. RefSeq names its product membrane-bound alkaline phosphatase-like. The transcript has 9 exons. Gene Ontology annotation, biological process: dephosphorylation. Lineage: Eukaryota; Metazoa; Arthropoda; Insecta; Lepidoptera; Pieridae. The record is from RefSeq and is a predicted model, not a curated record. Gene Ontology annotation, molecular function: alkaline phosphatase activity. The coding region runs from base 103 to 1620 and encodes 505 amino acids.
AAGAUCAAUGUCGUCAGUGUUAUGUCAACCACUGCUUCGUUAAGAUAUAAAUAAAGAUAUAUAAUAAUAAGAUAUACCUGUGAUUCAGUUGUUGUGUUUAAAAUGAAUCUGUGUGUGUGUUUGGUUAUUUUAAGUUUUAAUAGUGUAAAAUCAAGAAGUAUUUCGGAGAAAAAUGCAAUACCAAAAAGGACAUUUGACGAGAAGAAUAAAGAACACUGGAGACAACAAGCACAAUGGACGUUACGGGCAAAGCUGGCAAAGCCACAAAACACAAAAGUAGCAAAGAACGUAAUACUAUUUCUGGGUGAUGGUAUGAGUAUCACCACACUGGCGGCUACCAGGGUCUAUUUGGGACGGAAGUAUGGAUUUACAGGAGAAGAGGUCAAAUUGAGUUUUGAAUCUUUCCCUCAUACCGGAUUGGCAAAGACAUACUGCGUAGACAGCAAUGUAGCUGACUCUGCUUGUAGUGGCACAGCGUACCUCACAGGUGUGAAGGCGAACAGUGGGACGGUGGGGCUUAGUGGAAUUGUUAAGCGCGGUGACUGCGAAGGACAGCGCGAUACAGCUAACACUGUUACUGGGUUGGUGGACUGGGCGCAGAAGUCUGGAAAAGCUACAGGGAUAGUGACAACAACACGCGUGACACAUGCGACACCAGCCGCUGCGUACGCGCAUUCAGCGGACCGGAAGUGGGAAGCGGAUACUGAUUUACCGAAACAUGGCCUUCGGUGUGACGACAUUGCCAGUCAGCUGGUGAGAGGCGGCGUGGGCAGUCGCAUUGAUGUCGUUUUAGGAGGCGGAAGAAAGAACUUCCUUCCACGCUCUGAAAAAGAUUCAAGAGGCAAACCAGCUGGAUACAGACGAGACAAAAAUAAUCUCAUUCGAGAAUGGCUUUUAAGCAAAGAAUCUUUGGGACAAACUCCCAAAUAUGUGUACAACAAAAAAGAUCUGUUAAAUCUCGAUACGAAGUACAAUAGUGUUUUAGGAUUAUUUUCGUAUGACCAUAUGCCAUAUCACUUAGAGGCAAAUGAAGAUGAUCCAAGUUUAAGUGACAUGACGCGAAAGGCGAUUGAAAUUUUAUCUAGAAAUUCGAAUGGAUAUUUUCUUUUUGUUGAAGGUGGGAGAAUUGACACCGCCCACCACGAGACCAAGGCCCGGAAGGCUCUAGAUGAGACAGCAGAGUUCGCAAAGGCCGUAGAAGCAGCUCUCCGACUUGUUAACACUGAGGAUACUCUUGUCGUUGUAACAUCGGACCACAGUCAUACCAUGACGUAUAGUGGUUAUAGUGAAAGAGGAUCCGAUAUUUUGGGAUUUGGAACUAAGAUCAACGCGUCUGAUGAACUCCCCUACACCACUUUGAGUUACGCAAACGGGCCUGGGUACAGGCCACACCAAGAUUUCAAAAGAGCUAAUGUUAUGUUAGACGAUUUGUCUAGCCUCAACUUCACGUACCCAGCCCUUGUACCAAUAGUACGAGAGACGCAUGGUGGAGAAGACGUAGCUGUGUUUGCAACCGGACCUUGGUCUCACCUGUUCAGUGGGAACUAUGAGCAGAACUUUAUUCCACAUGCGAUCGCCUAUGCCGCCUGUCUGGGCACGAGACUUACCGUUUGUUCAUAAUAUAAAAGUUCCGUUGUCUGCCGCGAGAUGGCGUUAAAAUAAAUAUGACUUUUAGCUCUUAUAUAGAAAAGUUUUGAGUGGAUUUCGGAACUGUACUCGAACUUUUUUUAAAUGAAACAAGAAAAUGCAUCCACCAUUGUAAUUUCUGUUGAUUGAUUUGCCAUUUUUUUAAAUAAUCAUAAUAUUUGGUACCAUAAAAUACAUGUUUUAGGUUGUUAAUGUAGAGUAUAAUAAAAAUAUGCAACAAUUAAUAAAAUAAGUUAUGUUUAGUAAGAUUGGAAGUCUCCAGUAUUAUAUUUUAACAACUUCGCAUCCUUUUACAUAUGACUAAAGUGAUUCAUGAAGUAACAUAGAAAAAGUUAUACGUAAAUAUUAAGAUUUCAUACACAUUGUCUUAAGUUACAUGGUAUUGUGAUAUUAUUAAUAAUAAGCGUUAUCUAUAAGGAAUUAAAAAAGCCGAAGAUGAA